Molecule: messenger RNA, 1945 nt
Organism: Linum tenue
Lineage: Eukaryota; Viridiplantae; Streptophyta; Magnoliopsida; Malpighiales; Linaceae
Source: the annotation of a GenBank genome assembly
CAAAAUUUUAUUAUAAAAAAUCCCCUGUUUGUCUGUAUCAUCGUCUCGCCCUCCUCUGCCUCCAUUGAAGAAGAAAGGGAAGAAAGGAAGAAAAAUGGAUCACGCGGCGGAUGCACUGCGGACGGACUUGAUGACGAUAACGAGGUACGUGCUGAACGAGCAGUCGAAGCACCCAGAGUCCCGCGGCGACUUCACCAUCCUCCUCAGUCACAUUGUUCUCGGCUGCAAAUUCGUCUGCUCCUCCGUCAACAAGGUCUCUCUCUCUCUCCCUCUGUUCAUAGAUGUUCCUACUGAAUUGAAAUUCAAACAAUCCGAAUGGAUGGAUGGAUUCGUUUGCCAAUUUUUCCCUUCUGCUAAUUCGUGUGCGUGUUGGUAUUUUUGGUACGGUAACUGAAGUUAAUCUGAGGAGGGGGGGGAUCUGCCGUAAUCCGUUUUUUUGCUAUCUUCUUUCUUAGCUGCUAAAUAUUUUUCCUUCUUACCUUAUCUGAUUACUAGAGCUUGAAGGUAAUCUACUCAUUACGUUUCGUCAAUCCAUUUUCAAACAAAAACCAUAAAUUGUCAAACAAAAAUAUGGUGACUAGUUGCUGCGUCACCUUAAAACUCGGAGAGAUAUUGGGGAGACUUUAUACAAAAAAUUUGUUAUUAAUCGUUUCUAUGAUAUAUAUAUAUGUGCAGGCUGGUCUGGCGAAAUUGAUUGGGCUUGCAGGGGAGACCAAUGUUCAGGGUGAAGAGCAGAAGAAACUGGAUGUGCUCUCCAAUGACGUCUUCGUCAAAGCAUUAGUCAGCAGUGGCCGCACUUGCAUUCUUGUGUCUGAGGAAGAUGAAGAAGCGACCUUUGUCGAGCCAGCGUUGCGUGGCAGGUACUGUGUCGUCUUCGAUCCCUUGGAUGGAUCCUCCAACAUCGACUGUGGUGUCUCGAUUGGAACGAUUUUUGGGAUUUACAUGGUGAAAGAUUUUACUGAGCCUACCCUAGACCAAGCGUUGCAGCCAGGGAAGAACAUGGUUGCUGCUGGUUACUGCAUGUAUGGAAGCUCCUGCACGUUGGUGCUGAGCACAGGGAGUGGAGUGAAUGGGUUCACUCUUGAUCCAUCCCUUGGGGAGUUCAUACUCACUCACCCUGAUAUUAAGAUUCCAAAGAAGGGCAAGAUCUACUCGGUGAAUGAAGGGAAUGCCAAGAAUUGGGAUGGUCCUACAGCCAAGUAAUCAACUCCAUUCCAGACAUAGGUUAUUGUCUAAUGAACUUGUUUCUUGUAUGCCUUACUUUGACAAUUUUGUGGCUGAUCAACUCUUUAAGGUAUGUGGAAAACUGCAAGUUCCCUAAAGAGGGUUCCUCACCGAAGUCCCUUCGAUACAUUGGAAGCAUGGUUGCUGAUGUGCACCGCACGUUGCUUUAUGGAGGCAUAUUCCUGUACCCAGCUGACAAGAAAAGUCCCAGUGGCAAACUUCGUGUCUUGUACGAAGUCUUCCCAAUGUCAUUCCUGAUGGAGCAAGCUGGAGGUCAGGCUUUCACCGGCAAGGAAAGGGCGCUAGACUUGGUCCCGAAGAAGAUACACGAGCGAUCUCCGAUAUUCCUGGGGAGCUACGACGAUGUGGAGGAGAUCAAAGCGCUCUAUGCUGCUGAGGCAAAGAACUAAUGGAUGGAGGAGGGACUGUUUUUUUCUGCAGCAUAGCUGUUGUGUCUAAUGGUGGACUUUGCAUUCAUAGUAUCUCGAAGAAGUUUCAAACAAAUUGUCUAUUCUCCAAUACAGUGAUAAUACACUUCUUUCUGGUUAUGUACGAUAUAUACAUAUACCAAUCCCGUAUUCUGAACAAGCUAUGAUAUAAAUGUUCGUGGAAGUGUGUUGUUGUGGUCUUGUGAUUUGCAAUAAGCACAGCACGGUGGAAAUUGGGAUUUGGUCGUGCGUAACAAAAAAGACUCUAAGCCCAAUAAGAAAACCCAUGAUAG